AUAUACCUUUCAUCGCACGCCUUUUCUAUCCCGCCUCCGAACGUGAUUGAUCUUUAUAUCUCCCACGCCUCCACCUACUUUCCGCCUGGGGAAUCUUUCCCCGCCAAACCCAGUCAUUCAUGGAGACUGCUCGGCGAUCCUGGGAGCUUGAAAAUGUUGUCACUCUCAUCGAUCCUCAACGAGAUGCCCUCUACCAAUAUGAUGACGAAACACACAAAGCCCUCAGUAAUGCCCGGCCUUGGGCGAAAGACCCGCACUAUUUCAAAUCGAUCCGAAUCUCUGCAGUCGCUCUGCUAAAGAUGGUCAUGCAUGCCCGUUCCGGAGGCUCGCUCGAAAUUAUGGGUCUGAUGCAAGGCUACAUUCUCCCGGAAACAUUCGUCGUGACAGAUGCUUUCCGUCUCCCCGUCGAGGGCACAGAAACUCGAGUCAAUGCCCAGGAAGAAGCAAACGAAUACAUGGUCUCAUAUCUCCAAGCCUGCCGCGAUGCCGGAAGGAUGGAAAAUGCGGUGGGAUGGUAUCACAGUCACCCGGGAUACGGAUGCUGGCUCUCCGGAAUUGAUGUCACGACACAGGAUAUGCAGCAGCUCGGCGGGCCGUUUGUUGCUGUGGUUAUUGACCCUGAACGAACUAUCUCUGCGGGAAAGGUUGAUAUCGGCGCAUUUAGAACAUUCCCCAAGGACUACACCCCCCCCAAGGAGGCGCAGGAGGAGGACGAGUAUCAGACGGUCCCUCUCAACAAAGCAGAGGAUUUCGGGGCCCACGCAUCGCACUACUACUCCCUAGAAGUAUCAACUUUCAAGAGUGCACUUGAUACCGAGCUUCUAUCGCUGCUGUGGAACAAGUAUUGGGUGGCUACUCUCAGUCAGAGCCCACUGUUUACCACUCGUGAUUAUGGAAGCAAGCAAAUGAUGGAUCUUAGCCAAAAGGUCCGCCGAGUGACUCGGAAUAUCGAGAACAGUAGCUCCCGUGGAGGCGGUCCCACUCAGGUCAAAGAUCAACCACUGGAGAGGGUCGUAAAAGAUGGACAACGGAUCGUUUCGGAAGAAGUCAAGGGAUUGCUGGCGGCGGAGGUAAAAAUGCAACUCUUCCAGGGAAUUGGAGAUCAAACAAGCGCCGGAGCAUAGAUUUCUUCUCUAUUCAAGCACUAAAUAACAGAAAUAGGUUUGGUGUAUCUUCCUUUUUCACUCUUACGUAGCUGAACAGAAUCUGGUCUUAAGUAACUAUAUCGUAAUGUCUUCUAGCUGGGUUGCUUGAAAUGGUUUUGAUUCCUAUAUGAUAGGCUAGCCAAUGCUAGGUAGGUAUAUAGAAAAAGUAUAAGACAUAAGAAAAAGGAUAUAUAGAAGAAUUGAAAUCAUCAGAGUGAAAUCUGCAAACACAUAAAUCGCUAGGUAUCCUGUGUCGUAACACAUCAUUAUCCAGC
Molecule: messenger RNA, 1420 nt
Organism: Aspergillus ochraceoroseus IBT 24754
Lineage: Eukaryota; Fungi; Ascomycota; Eurotiomycetes; Eurotiales; Aspergillaceae
Product: Mov34/MPN/PAD-1 family protein
Exons: 2
Coding region: 120-1124 (334 amino acids)
Biological process (GO): protein deneddylation
Cellular component (GO): cytoplasm; COP9 signalosome
Molecular function (GO): deNEDDylase activity; protein binding; metallopeptidase activity
Source: RefSeq, a predicted model, not a curated record